This is a messenger RNA of Mytilinidion resinicola, 1080 nucleotides long. RefSeq lists its product as uncharacterized. The coding region runs from base 1 to 1080 and encodes 359 amino acids. The transcript is spliced from 5 exons. The record is from RefSeq and is a predicted model, not a curated record. Gene Ontology annotation, cellular component: membrane. NCBI's taxonomy places the organism in Eukaryota, Fungi, Ascomycota, Dothideomycetes, Mytilinidiales, Mytilinidiaceae.
AUGGCUUCGACGACUCUAGCUAUGAUAGUCGUGCGAGCGACACCAUCAACCACCCUCCCCGCUCUCCCCUCCGCCUUCAAAACCGCAACAGCAACCGCCUCCUGCACCACCGCCAUCCCAGGGAAACAUGGAUUCGUAUCCGACCCCAUGGCAUGCAACGCGUACUGGAGCUACAACCCCUCCUUCGCAGCCGCCAUCCUCUUCUCCGUCCUCUUCGGCCUCCUCCUCUUCACCCACAUCGCCGAAGCCUUCAUCUACAAAAAGACAUACACCUGGGUCCUCCUCAUGGGUGUCGCCUGGGAAUUCGUCUCCUUCUGCACGCGCGCCGCCUCGACCCUCAACCAACAAAACCUAACCCUCGUCAUCGUCUCUCAAAUCCUGCUCUUGCUCGCUCCUCUAUGGAUCAACGCCUUCGCCUACAUGACCCUCGGCCGCCUAAUCCACUUCUUCCACCCGGCCCGCCGCAUCUGGCGCAUCCCCGGCGCCUCGGUCGCCAAGUACUUCGUGUGGGCCGACGUCGUGUCCUUCCUGAUCCAGGGCACCGGCGGCUCCAUGCUCUCGCCCGGCAGCGACGCCUCGACCCAGAAACUCGGCAUCGACGUCUACAUGGCGGGCGUGGGCGUGCAAGAAGGCUUCAUCCUGCUCUUCGUACUGCUGGCCGCCACGUUCCAGCGGGAGAUGGGCCGCGUCGAGCGCAGCGGGGCGGGCGUCGCGGCGGGGCGGGGCGGGUGGCGCGGCGCCGUGGGCACGUUGUAUGCGGUGCUGGUGCUUAUCUCGAUCCGCAUUAUUUACAGACUGGUUGAGUACUCGCGCGGCUCGAACCCCAAUAACCCGCUCCCGUUCCACGAGGCGUACGUGUAUGCGCUGGAUGCGACGCCGAUGAUGCUGGCGGUGCUGGUGCUGGCCGUCGGGCAUCCCGGGCGCGUGCUGGUGGGGCCCGAGAGCCAUUUUCCGAGUUUGAGUCGGAAGGAGAAGCGGGCGGCGAAGCGGGCUAAGAAGGCGGAGAAGGCGGAGAGGAAGGCGGGGAGGAGGGAGGGGAAGAGGGGGGUGCAGUUGGAGGAGGGGGUUUUCAGGAGGUGA